Hansenula anomala is the source of this 2715-nucleotide messenger RNA. It is a transcript of the gene SYP1, whose product is annotated as Syp1p. Lineage: Eukaryota; Fungi; Ascomycota; Saccharomycetes; Phaffomycetales; Wickerhamomycetaceae. Gene Ontology annotation, biological process: septin cytoskeleton organization. The record is from RefSeq and is a predicted model, not a curated record. Gene Ontology annotation, cellular component: cytoplasm; plasma membrane; endocytic vesicle. The transcript has a single exon. Bases 1 to 2715 code for a protein of 904 amino acids.
AUGUCAGGACCAGAAAGAAAUAAAUACUCAACCUCAAUCUUGGUAAACCAAAGUCCUAUUGACGCUACUGAGAUUGUGAGAGUCAGAUUGAGUCAGGCCAAGUUGCUAAAUGAUGAGUUCUCGAAGUUUUUCAAGAAUUAUCAUACUAUUAAGACCAACUACCUCAAUCAAUUGAACAAGUUGAUUAAAGAUUCUCAAGAUUUGAACAAAAAUAUUGAACAUGGUAUCAUUGAAAAUCAAGUUUUAAGUCGUGAAGAACUAAAAUACUAUAAUGUUGAUGCUAUUGGACAUUUAUCCCAGGUUUGGAACGAGGUCAUCACUGAAAUUAAAGAUGAAGUUGCAAGCAAUUAUAGAUUGGGUCAAGUUGUUGAUCGUGAUGUUAUUAAUCCAUUGAGCCAUUACACUACUAACGACAAGAGAUGGAGUGAAGUGAGACAUUUGCAUUCGAAGUUGAGUGAAGUUGCACAAACCAUUGAGUUUAAUCAAGAAAAAGUUGAAAAAUAUCAAGGUGGAAGAAGCUCUGAUAAAUUGGAAAAAUACCAAACCAGUUUACAAACUGCUAAUCAAACUUGGGCUUCAGAAGCACCAUAUGUUUUUGAAGUGUUUGAAUACACUGAUUUCGAUAGAUUAUCAUUUUUGAGAGAUAGUUUAUUGAGAUUUCAAACUGCUUAUUCUGAUUCUUUGAAUAAAAUUUCACAAAGUAACGAAAAGGCAUUAGAAACAAUUUUGAAUUUCAAUCCAGAAACUGAAAUUGAAAGAUUUGCUAAAGUGUCCAGUGAAACUAGUUAUGUUCCAAAAGAAGCUAGAAAAGCUGCUGAAUCGCCAACUGUUCCAAAGCAUCAUUCAGGAGCCCCAAUUGGAGGAACUACUGUACCAAGUGGUAAUCGUCAAGCUUCGGUCUCCACCACUGCUACUAGUCAAACUCAUAAAGCAAAAGCUGGUUUAGAAUCACCAACUUCAACCACUAAACAACCAAAAUCAAAAUUAAAAUCUAGAGUGGGGUCAAUUUUUGGUAGAAAAAAUAAAAAGAACAAACAUGUUGAUGUUGCUGAAGCAGUUCCAGAAUCUGAAACUUCAUCAAUUCAUAGUCCUUCAAAAACUACAAAUAGAUUGAGUAGAGCUUCAUCACUAGCUUCACGUUUAAGAACUCAACAAAGUGGAAGCAAUUUGAAUUCACACAAUCAUCCUGAAGUAAACAAUCAUGAAGCUGGUGUUAUAACUGGUGCUGUUGGUGCAGAUGCUGCUGCUGUUGGUGCCGGUGCUGCUGCCAUGAGUUCUGGAAAUAUUCCUAGACCAAUUUCAAAAGAAUCUGGUUCAUUCCAACAACAAAAACCAGCCCUUGGUGCUCAAUCAAGUUCAUCUCAAAAUAUUCCAUUAUCAUUGAAUCAACCACCAUUGAAACCAACAUCCAGAACUUCAUCAUCUGCUCAUUUGAAUGGUGAUGUUGCAGAAACUGGUUAUCCUCCAAAACCUGCUGAUUCACCUCAAGCUGGCUCAUUUGACCAAAGAUCUUUAGAUCCUUCAUAUUCUGAUUCAAACAGUGCUAUCAAUAUGCAUCAACCUCAACAACAACAAAUUCAUGCUGGUGAAGCUCAUGAUCCACAUCGUGCGCCACCACCUCCACCAUCAAGAAAGACUAAUCAAUUCGGUUCUCAAAAUCUAACAAAUAUUCGUGAAGAUGGUGACACAUCAUUUGAAUCCACUUCUAGGGGACAAUAUGAUCAUCAGUUACAACAACCUCCUGCCGUUGCUAGACGUGAUAUUCAAUCUGGAUUAUUUACCAAUUUGAACCAAGCAGAUCUUGAAAACCAUCAAAAUAAAAGAAUUUCAAGUUUCAACAGCUUUGGUGGUGAUUCUAUCAGACAGCUGAAUCCACAAUUGACAGGUUCUUCGUUAGCUUUGAAUCAUCCAGGUUUAUUCCAACAUGCUGCUUUAACACAACCCGGGUUGAAUGCUAGUAUUGCAGAAGUUAUCAAUGCUAAAUUUAAAGAUGGUGAACAAGUUCAAUCUCAACUAGUUGGUGAAAUUGCAUUCAAUUAUUUAAGUGAUGGGUUUGAUAUUCCAACAAGAUCGAAUUUGAAAAUUCAUGGAGUUGAUAAAUUUGAUAAAAUUAUUCCAAAUAAUCAAUUUUUAAAACAGAUUGAUGUUAAUGAGUUUGAAAUCACACCAAAUUCAAUUUUAUCACGUACUUUAGGUGGAUUAAAAUAUUUGAUUAAAAACAUUAAAGCACCAAUUGUGGUUCAUCCAGUUUGGAGAUUUGAAGCACAUCAAGCAAGUGUUAUGUUGACAAUUAAAUUAGCACCACAUAUUGCAGAACAAUUACAAGGGGAUGAAUUUGUGGAAGUUAAUGAAUUGAGUGUCUCCGUUGCAGUUAGUGGAAGUUUAACAACUGGUGCAUUAUCAAAGCCUCAAGGUACUUUUAAUAAAGAGAAGUCAAGAAUUAGUUGGAAAUUUAAAGAUCCAAUCAAAUUAAGUAAAAUUAAUGAAGAGAAAUUAGUUGCAAGAUUCUUAACAAAUUCUGAAGCAAGAGAAUCCGAGCAAGGUGUUGUUUUAAAAUUUGCUAUUAAUGGUCAAGAUGGUGGUAAACUAAUAACUAGUGAUAUUGAAUUGGAAAGUCAAAAUUUUACAGAAGAUGAUCCAUUUGCUCAAGAAACUUGGAGUCCAGUUCCAAGUGCAAAGACAUUAGUUGCUGGUAGUUAUUCAGCAUUGGCCUAA